AUGGAAAGGAAAUUGAUGUUUUCUUUGAAUUUACCUAACACUAAGAGGGGGACUUCGCGUAAGAAAAGACAUGAAGAGCUCCUUAAAAAACUUCACAACUUUUGCAGCCUUUGUGGUAGUGAGAUUGCUAGCGUCUUCUAUAGGGAUUGCCACAGUAAACCUGUGAUUUUUUCAAAUCAUGAGAAUAAUGUCAAAACCUUUACCAAAUUUAGGGAGCUAUCGACGUCAAUGAAAUCCAAAAAUCAGGUGGCACAAGAUGAGUACAAUGAGCAGAGUAUUAUUAAGAUAUUGGAGGAAGAAAUUCUGAAUCUAAUAAAGGAAAGCCUAAUCGAAAAGACAACAACCGAGAUGAAUGAAGUGUUGAAAGAAAAAGAAGACGUUACUAUUAAGAUGAACCCUUAUGAUGUCAAUGAUCUUGCUGAGCACACCGAGUUGAGUAUUAAGAAGUUGGAGGAAGAAAGCCAGAAGCAAACAAAGGAGAACAUAAUUGAGGAGUUAAUAACUAAGAUGAAUGAAGUGUUGAAAGGAAAAGAAGAUGUUACUAUUGAGACAAACCCUUAUGAUGUCAACGAUCUUGUUGAGUAUACCGAGAUGAGUAUUAAGAAGCUGGAGGAAGAAAUUCAAAAGCAAAUAGAGCAGAACCUAGUCCAGGAGUUAACAACUAAGAUGAAUGAUGUGUUGAAAACAAAAAAGAAGAUGUUACUAUUGAGACAAUUCCUUAUGAUGUCAACGAUCUUCUGUACAUGA
Molecule: messenger RNA, 747 nt
Organism: Capsicum annuum
Lineage: Eukaryota; Viridiplantae; Streptophyta; Magnoliopsida; Solanales; Solanaceae
Product: agamous-like MADS-box protein AGL90
Exons: 1
Coding region: 1-747 (248 amino acids)
Molecular function (GO): protein dimerization activity; DNA binding
Source: RefSeq, a predicted model, not a curated record